AUGACUCAAUUCCUGCCGCGCCGAUUCCUCCCCCGCUCUCUUCUUUCCCCUCCAUUCAUCCAAUUCAGGACUUUCACCUGCUCGACUGCGCUCCAGAAAAAGUCCAAUCGCAACCCCAAGAUGGCCACCGUCACCACCAAGACCGGUCAGGCGGUCGAUCGCCUGGUACUGGACUCGAUGCUUCGCCGCCGCAUGUUUUAUACCCCCUCCUUCGAAAUUUACGGUGGUGUGUCUGGUCUGUACGACUAUGGCCCACCAGGUACCGCGCUGGUCGCCAACAUGACUGAUCUGUGGCGCAAGCAUUUCGUGCUUGAGGAGGAUAUGCUGGAGGUCGACUGCACCAUGUUGACCCCUCACGAAAUUCUCAAGACCAGUGGGCACGUGGACAAGUUUGCCGACUGGAUGUGCAAGGAUCCCAAGACUGGCGAGAUCUUCCGUGCCGACCACUUGUUGGAGGAGGUCUUGGAGAAUCGUUUGAAGGGUGAUAAAGAGGCCCGUGGCCAGAAGGUUGAGGUCGAUGCUGAGAAGGAGGCCAAGAAGAAGAAGAAGUCCAAGGGCGAGACUCAGGCUGUCAAGCUGGACGAUGCUGUUGUCAAGGAGUACGAGGAGACGCUCGCACAGAUCGACAACUAUGACGGUCCUGCCCUUGAGCAGCUGAUCAACAAGCACGACAUCCGCAACCCCUCCACUGGCGGCAAGGUUGAGCCUCCCGUCGCCUUCAACCUGAUGUUCCAGACCUCCAUCGGUCCCAGCAGCAACAUGCCGGGUUACCUCCGCCCUGAGACUGCCCAGGGUCAAUUCCUGAACUUCCAGAAGCUGCUCGAGUUCAACCAGCAGGGCAUGCCUUUUGCCUCUGCUUCAAUUGGCAAGUCCUUCCGAAAUGAGAUUUCUCCUCGUGCUGGUCUUCUGCGUGUGCGUGAGUUCCUUAUGGCUGAGAUCGAGCACUACGUCGACCCCGAGGGUGGUAAGAAGCACCCCCGCUUCGCUGAGGUCAAGGACGUGGAGAUGUCUUUGCUGGAUCGCAAUGUUCAACUGUCCGGUAGCACGAAGACGACGAAGAUGACCAUUGGCAAGGCUGUCGAGACUGGCCUCGUCGACAACGAGACCCUCGGUUAUUUCCUUGCCCGCAUCCAGUCCUUCCUCCUGAAGCUCGGCAUUGACUUCAACAAGCUGCGCUUCCGGCAGCACAUGGCCAAUGAGAUGGCCCAUUACGCCGCCGACUGCUGGGAUGCUGAGUUGCAGACCAGCUAUGGCUGGAUUGAGUGUGUUGGCUGUGCCGACCGCAGUGCCUACGAUUUGACCGUGCACAAGAACAAGACCGGUGCCCCUCUCGUCGUCCGUGAGACUCGCGCCGAACCUCUCCGCAUCGAGGAGUGGCAGAUCGAUCUGGAGAAGAAGAAGUUUGGUCCUCGCUUCAAGAAGGACGCCAAGACUGUCGAGUCCGCCAUUGAUGCGCUCUCCCAGGAUCUGCGUGAGAAGCUGGCCUUGGAUCUGGAGAAGAACGGCAAGAUCGAGGUCGACAUUGAAGGUGUUGGCUCUGGUAAGGUGGAGCUGGAGAAGGAUCUGAUUAAAAUUGAGAAGCGUACCCGCGUCGAGAAUGUCCGCGAGUACACUCCCAACGUCAUCGAGCCCUCUUUCGGUAUCGGUCGUAUCAUGUACAGUAUGAUUGAGCACGUCUACUGGUCUCGCGCCGGCGAUGAGGCUCGUGGUGUCCUCUCAUUCCCCCCUUCUAUCGCUCCCACCAAGGUUCUGCUGGUGCCCCUGUCUACCAACGCCUCUUUCAAGCCCCUGACCCAGAGCUUGAGCGCCAAGCUGCGCCGCAUGGGUGUCUCUAGCCGAGUUGAUGACUCUUCUGCCAGUAUUGGCAAGCGUUACGCCCGUAACGACGAGCUGGGUACUCCUUUCGGUGUCACUGUCGACUUCCAGUCCGUCAAGGACAACACCUUCACUCUGCGUGACCGCGACACGACCAAGCAGGUUCGUGCUAGCGAAGAGGAGAUUCUGCGGGCCAUCAAGUCUCUUCUCACCCUCUCCUGUCCACUGUUCGCCGCGGAUUUUGACCCGCGCGACAAUGGACGUCUAAUUGUUGGCGGCGGAGGCGGCGAAGGUCGCAGCGGAGUUGGAAACAAGAUUUCUCUGAUAGAUACUUCGAAUCGUGAUGAAAUUACCGAAGCUGUGGAAAUCAACUUGUCGCGCGACGAGGACUCGGUGACGUCGCUCGCGGCGGCGCCCCAGCCUAAUGAUGACGAGCACUCAUUGAUCGUGCUAGCGGGGAUUAACAGCUCUGUUGCCGAUCAGAAGAAAGGAGUGAACCAACAUAUGCGAUCAUUUCGAUUCGAUGCGCCGCGGAAGAAGCAGAAAGAAACAACGGUGUCCGGAACGGCCGAGUCCCUUUCGCGUGCUUCGAUCUUCCGAUCGAAGGGGCCAGACUCGGGCGACACGUAUCAGCGCGUGAUGAGACUGUCGCCCUGGAGGCAGGAUGAUGCCAGGAUCAAGGGCCAGGAUACUAGGGUGGGUGCUAUUGCGACGGGCAUGGCUCAGUCUGGAGAAGUUGUCUUUUUCAAGGUGGGCAACGGCCCUACUGAGGCGGAUGUCAUCGGCCGGAUCCGUCUCGAGGGGAGCGAAGAAGCGGAAGAUGUGGAUUUUGCAAGCUUGGAAGAUGAUAUGGAGCAGACCGUCGAUGCACGGGGGAAAUAUCGUGUGGCGUACACUAACGGAGUUGACGUGAUGGUCUGCGAGAUCUCGGCAUCAACGCGGUCUGAUGCAGCUCCUGAAGUGCGUCGUAUUCAUACGAUUCCUCUGCCUAGCAGCGGUGCUCGUGCCGCUCGGCCAAAGUUUCGAGCCUUGCGGUUCCUGACAUCGACCGUUCUGAUACUGCUUCAGAAUGCACCAAAUCGAGGCGGAAGCGAGCUGGUCAUCAUGCGUCUGCCAACGACUUAUUCCGGCAAAGCGAAGAUUCUUCGUCGUCGAAAGCUAGCGCGCGGUGUACAGAUCGGCCUUGGUCUCGAUAUCUGUCCACUCGGCACCAAUCCAUCCGGUCAACAACAAACCAUCAUUGCCGUCAGCGGUAGCGACAAUUCUAUUUCCCUCUUGACGCUAGAAUACAAUCCACCCAAGGGCUACAGCAAAGUUCAACCAUAUUCGAUCCUCCGCGAUGUACAUCCCUUCUCGAUGACAAAAGUCGUAUUUUCCAAAUUCACACCCCCAACACACCCAGUGACCGCGGACGUCCUCCCUCAAAGCGUCAAACUCGCCUCUAUCAGCAUGGGAAACACCGUCGUGGUUCACACCCUUCCACUGUCCCCAUUGCCCCCAUCAUCACGUACACCCCGCUACGUCUUAUCGCAGCCAGGCGCCACCGAACUCCGCGACACCAUGCUUUACAUCAUCGCCCUGAUCAUCUCACUAUCCCUCGUGACAAGUCUCGCCCUGACAUUUGCCGAGAUCCGCGGCGUGACGCCUCCCAUCCUCGGAGCCCAGAAAUGGGUCCCCGGGCCAUGGCGCCAUACUCUCGUCAACGAAUACACUCCGCCUGCACCAGGACAAGGCUCCUUCCUAGACAGUCUCCUCGCUCCAUCCACGAGUGGCAAACACCACUCGGCGCCCGUGAUCCCAAGCACCCCCACCCCAGACAAAGAAACCCAAAUCGAGCGCCUCAAGGAAAUCCUCGACAGACUACACAAUGUCGGCGCCGCGCCCAUCGACCUCGCCACUCUCGCGCCAAAAGAACUCUCCGUCACUCUACGCUGCGGCACGGGCGAAAACGCAGAUCAAACCGUUCUAGUCGAUACUCUCCCCGCGUAUCAAUUAACAUCAAACAACGAAGGCGACCCCUACACCGGAACAGCGUCCCAAGAACAAGGAAGCGAACAAUAUCGCUCAUGGACCGACCUCAGCCCCGAGGACCAACAAGCCUGGAAACAGAGACUCACAAAGGCCGGUCGAUGGACCGCCGACGAAGGCGAGACUGUGCUGAAGGGCGUGCUUUUCGGAACGGCUUGUGGGUAUUUACGCCAGGCUGUUGAGCAGGGACUGCCUUGA
Penicillium diatomitis is the source of this 4041-nucleotide messenger RNA. RefSeq lists its product as uncharacterized. Gene Ontology annotation, cellular component: cytoplasm; mitochondrion. Gene Ontology annotation, molecular function: protein binding; ATP binding; glycine-tRNA ligase activity. Bases 1 to 4041 code for a protein of 1346 amino acids. The record is from RefSeq and is a predicted model, not a curated record. NCBI's taxonomy places the organism in Eukaryota, Fungi, Ascomycota, Eurotiomycetes, Eurotiales, Aspergillaceae. Gene Ontology annotation, biological process: mitochondrial glycyl-tRNA aminoacylation. The transcript has 4 exons.